Messenger RNA from Geodia barretti, 309 nucleotides. NCBI's taxonomy places the organism in Eukaryota, Metazoa, Porifera, Demospongiae, Tetractinellida, Geodiidae. The record is from the annotation of a GenBank genome assembly.
GGUGAAGUUACCUUCAAUGAGGAAGGUGCAAGGCGCAUUUCAACUGUAACUUUGCUACAAUACAGAAGCUCAGGUAUCACCGGUGAUGUAAGCGAAGUAAAGAUUGCAGAGUACGACAUAGGAAAUGGUGACCUUGUCUAUCUUCCAGAAGAAAGCAAUGCUACCGUGUUUCCAGAUGGAGUUACGCCGGAUGGUACGCCCCGAAAUGUGACUGUGUCAUUCUACCUCGCCCUGGUCUGCUACCUACUACACCAUCGCUGGAGUCGGCAUUGUCUUCACAUUUGUCUGUCUAAUCUUCAACGUCAAGUA